Daldinia decipiens is the source of this 5631-nucleotide messenger RNA. Its product is annotated as WD40 repeat-like protein. The annotation marks the transcript as partial. The transcript is spliced from 7 exons. Gene Ontology annotation, molecular function: protein binding. NCBI's taxonomy places the organism in Eukaryota, Fungi, Ascomycota, Sordariomycetes, Xylariales, Hypoxylaceae. The record is from RefSeq and is a predicted model, not a curated record.
CCGCGUUGUGUAACCUGGUGUUUUCCGAUGCAAAAAGAUGAAGGGAAUCUCGUGCGGGGUUAUCGAUGCCUAAUGUGUUUACUCCUUCUGGCCUUCUUAAUAGAAAUCAUUGAUUCGGUCCACAUACAAAUCUUACAACAUUCUCUAAUUGAAUUCAUUUCACAGCUUAAACCUCACUUCGGGUAGUUAUUCGUGAUCCAUAAUGGAACCUACGAUGGGCCAAAAAAACUGGCUUGAGCGCAAGGCUAAAAAGGCCAAAGAUCAUGUCAAGAGCAUCAAGAAUUAUUUUAGAGGCAAAGAAAAGCCCGAAUACUCCCAAACAUCAUCUCGGACGGAAAGCCCAACCCCCGAAAUCUCAACCUCCCGGCUCGGUACAACGACGAUCCAGUCCGCAAGUCAUCCAAUCCCGCCCCUCGUAGCCGCAAGACACGCGAAUGAUGAAUCAACUAAUUCGCCACGCAUAUCGUCCGACUAUACAAUUCGUAGAGAUGUAACACCGAGCGAGCCUUCCCGCAGUAUAACGGACCCGAUAAAACCUAAUAACGGUAACCCAUCGGAUAUGUCACAGUCUAGCCCUGCUGUUGACAUAGAUAGUGAGGUCAGGAUAGAAACGCCUACCGACAGCCCGGGUAAAAGUAGUUCCGAAGAGCUUCUAGGCCCGGACCAGCUUUGGGCAGCGGCGUAUAAAAUGUUUGAGGAAAAGGACCCGAAGCUUUUGGAAGCUUACGAUGCAUUUUUACUAGAGGAAGGUCAUUUAGGACAAGCAAACAGUAACGAGACAAGACCUGGUGAUAGAAACUGGCAAGAACAGGUCCAAAAGCUCGCCCAAGAAAAGCUGGAUGCGACCCAAAAGCAGAGGCUAGUCUUCCAAGUGCGAGGGGAGGAUUUAGUUAUUCGCGAUCAACUUCAGAAGACGAUAGGGUUCAUUGUUUCUACCAAAGAUGUCGUGGCAGCCGCCAUUUCAUCAGAACCCUUUGCCGCACUAGGUUGGGCUGGUGUUAUGUUCGUUUUUCCUUUCUUAAAUACGAUGCUGCAACAGGACAAAUAUGCCGUAGAAGGGUUUGAAUGCAUAUUGCCCCUUUUGAUCCGCUGCAAACUCAUAGCGGACGACUUUUUACAGCCAACUUCUACCAACUCGAACCCCCCGGAAAAUUAUUAUAACGCCGUUCUUUCUCUCCAAUCGAAGAUUGUAGAAUUUUACUACAACGUCUACAAAUACCAGAUUUCAGUUCUCGCACACUAUAGCCUCUCCUCUCUCGGUAGAUACUGGGCAGAUCUCAAGGUCAAGAAUGACUGGAAAGGAACUGCUAACCAGUUUAAGGCCACAGAGGAAGAAAUCAGAGGAGAUAUAGAAGUCCUAUCUGCCCAUAAAACUAGCAUGAUAGAUGAGAAGCUUCAGGAUUUUCUGACUAAGAGUAAACAGCUCUUGGAGAGUUUCAACAGGGCUAUAGAGAGCAUAAAGGAAAUUGAACAAGCUUCACAUCUUGGCCAUCUUCCUGUCGCUCAUUCUGCAGCGUUUGAAUCAUCAGAAGCAGGUCGACAAUCCUGCAUGCCAGGCACUCGGUUAGAGAUCUUGAGCCGCCUGCAAAACUGGAUCGAGAACUCUACAAAGCCAAUUUUAUGGCUUCAUGGCAUGGCUGGCACGGGUAAAUCCACUAUUGCUCAAACGGUUGCUGAAUGUUUGAGUAAGAAGACCUCCUUUAGCAAUGACUCACAGCUCCCCAACAACAUAUCUCUCGGUGCUACUUUCUUCUUCAAGCAAGACGACAGUAAUAGGAACCAUUCGGGGGUUCUAUUCACAACCCUUGCACACCAAUUAGCCUAUAGGCCUCUCGGCCUAGAAAGUGAGAUAGCCGAUGCCAUUAAGCAGCAUGCGAGUCCUAACAUAGGUGUGCGAGACAUAAAAACACAAUGGGAAGAGUUGAUCCUGAAACCUCUGAAAACAAUUCAAGAAUAUUCGUCUUCCAAAACACGCCUCGUAUUUAUCAUCGAUGCCCUAGAUGAGUGCCGGCAUAAAGAAACCGGAACCAUGAAAAGGAACGUUCAAGACAUUGUCCAUUCGCUAGGACAGGUUACAAAACUAUCUGGGAUUCAAGUCCGGGUCCUCAUAACUAGUAGGAACGAAACUCACAUCUAUGCCGCCUUUAAAUCACUAAAGGAAUCUUAUGAAGAAUUUGAGCUCCCAAAAGUUAUACUGGAUAACCUCCGCGAUGACAUAACAAUUUUCCUUAAGAGCAAUCUUUAUAAUAAUUGGAAAAAUAAUGGGGUCAGUUCAUACCGGCUUAGUCCACAAGAUUUCCGCAAGCUUAUUGAAAAAACUGGCGGACUAUUUAUCUACGCAGCAACUGCAUGCAGAUUCUUGAGCGUCAAUGAUCCAGAUAUAGCAGAGGGGAGGUUACGUAACCUUCUUGAAGGGAACCCCAACAAGGAGUCCCCAGAGUCCAACUUGGACAGCAUAUACUGUGCAGUCUUAGAUUCUUAUACCCGAGGCUGGAGCGAAGCUGAAAAGCAAGGAGAGUUUUUACUGAAGGAGAUUCUGCGAUUAAUCGUGACACUAUCCAGGCCCUUGCCAAUCGAUUCGCUGGCCGAGUUUACGAUGUCGAAAAAACCGGUAUCCAGAAUAGAAGAAUGUCUACAAAGUAUACGUUCUAUCGUCGAUAUCCCAAAGAAGCAUGAAUUGCCAAUAAGCCUAGUACACCUCUCAUUCCGCGAAUUCCUCUUAGACAAACAGAGAUGCGAGAGAACCGGCUUUUUCGUUGAACCAUCCACAGUGCAUUUCCACUUAUUCGAAAGAUGUCUCGAAAUUAUGUCGCAACACCUCCAUAUGGAUAUGUGUGACCUUCGAAAACCGGGCAUUCUUUCUAUCGAAAUUCCACCGGAUUCGGUACAGAAGUCUAUCAAACCACAUCUGCAAUACGCCUGCAAGUACUGGGUUAAUCAUCUCCUACAAAUCGGGGAAACUCAGCUACCAGAGGACGUAUUAGUCGAUGAUGGGAGAAUUCACAAGUUUUUGGAGAAGCACAUUCUGAACUGGCUUGAAACACUCACUUUGAUCGGAGAGGUUAGAAGCGCUAUUCACACAAUUAAUCAUCUAAAGACAUUGAUCAAUACAUCAAAAAGCAAAGAACUAUCUGACUUCCUCCACGACGCAUACCGGUUUACUUCAUUUAAUAUACGCAUCAUUCAAGAAGCCCCUCUUCAGGUGUAUUAUUCUCCAGUUUUGUUCAGUCCAUCUACCAGUAUCAUACGGCGUUUAUUCUUGAAGCCACUCACUGAGUGGGUUACACACCUUCCCACUGUAGACGCAGCUUGGAGUGGUGAAUUACUGGCUAUUAGACACGACGCUAUUGUUACGUCGGUUGUGAUCUCCCCGGAUGGCAAAACAAUUAUCACGCUGUCGGGAUAUGUGACCCGACUUUGGGAAGCUGCUACAGGCAUUGAAGUUGCCAAUAUUGAUUUCUUGCCUGAUGACCGGAUUCGUGCAAUUUCAAUUUCAUCAGAUGGACAAACUAUUGCUUUGGGAUUGGACCGUGGCACAAUUCGAUUAUACGACGUGCGGACGAGCGAAACCUCAGAUCUAUUAGGUCAUGAGAAAUAUGUCUCUAGUGUGGCCUUUUCUCUAUGGCCUAAUAGCAAAAUACUGGCCUCGGCAUCGUAUGAACAGACGUAUGUAUGGGAUGUAUCAACACGGAAACCAGUCUUUGCGAAGAAGUUUGCCAAUAAAUAUCCGGAAGUUGCGAUUUCGCCUGAUGGUAACUUGGUGGCAGCAGUGUAUAGUGAUUGGGGUAAUAAAGACGUGAGAGGCAUGCAAGUAUGGGAUAUAAGAACAAAGAAGUUAGCGGCCGAGUUCAAUUAUUCGGGUGAUAUCAGAUCAAUUGCAUUCUCCGCCGAUGGGGUUACAAUAGCGUCAGUAAUAUCUGGUAGACUAGUUGAGAUACACAACACCAAAUCAUGGCUUACGCCUAUCCAUAUAUUACACAAGGAAUCCCCAGAUUCAGUUGUAUUCUCGCCCGAUGGGGACAUUCUUGCGAUCGGCUGCCGUCCCGGGACGAUAUACCUUUACAAUCCGGUUUCAGGAGAAAGAAUUCGCAAACUAACCACUUACGAUAAAUCCUGGGUGUGUGAUAUGGCGUUCUUUCCUGAUGGAAAAACCUUAGCGAUGGUAUUAUUUGACGCCACCGUCAGGUUAUGGGACAUUACUUUGGACGACGAAGCUAAAGUCUCUCAAGAUGAAUUCGAUGAUACAGCGGUUACAAUCCCUCGCAAUAGUAAUAUUGCCAUGGUGACAUCCUACAAAAAGACCACAUUAUGGGACUUGGACAAGUUCAAAAUCAAAAUGGAAAUACCACACGAGUUACAAUGUUCUCCCGACGGCAAAUUUGCUGCCUCCUAUCUCGAAGAAACCGUCCGGAUAUGGGAUAUUGCAACAUGCAGUCUGCUUAGGCAUUUGGAUAACGCUCGAGGCAUUUAUUUUUCACCCUAUGGUGAAAUUGCUGCCUUGUUUUCAUUUGAUGUAAUACAAAUUCUGGAAAUCGGCACCUGGGAAGAGCGCACAAAUUUCAAAACCGAAAGUGAGUGUUAUCCUAAAGAAGUACAAUUUUCGGAAAAAAAUAAGAUUCUAUUAUGGACCACGCAUGAUGGCUCUAGUUCACUUUCAUCGAUUUAUGGACCUGGAGGACGUGUGAUCCCGCGCUUACACUUACGUAUCCUGGAAAUGCACGACUUUUCCUAUUCCGUAGAAUACAGUUAUGAUGAUUAUGAGCAGCCUAGAUUGUCGCCAGACGGUACAUUGGUGGCCUUCCGUCCAACGGGAAAAGGAAAUCAUGUCCAUUUGCUCCAGAUAGACACGCAGGAAGUACGUGCGAGGCUACCAUUAAGCGAAAACGACAAAUAUACAAAACUAUUAUUCUCGCCAGACAGUACUCGUAUAGCCAUAUCGACCAUAUUGAUGGCCAGAUGGAUAAUUUGGAAUAAUGAAAGUACGGUUACCUUGUGGGACACAGCUAAAGGUGAUCCGGUGCAUAUUUUACAGGUGGAUUAUCAUGUUACGCCAAUUACGAUAGCACGAGAUGGAAAGAUUCUUCUCCGAAAAGGUGUGAAGAAUUCUAUAUUAUGGGACACUACAGCAAAUGAAGUGACAGAACUCCCUUCCCUUCUACCCGACGAUGAUUUGUCUUUCACUAAAGAUGACAAAUGCUUAGCUGGCAAGCGCGGUUGCCUGCCACUCCCAUCUACUGCUAAAGAUUUCGAUUGCCUUUAUGUCGGCGAUGAAUGGGUGUUUCAAGGAGGCGACAGACUUUUGUGGCUUCCUGAAUCGUAUCGUGCAGAAUAUCACGAAAUAGUAGUACAGGGAGGGACGAUCGUUCUGGGGCUUAAACCUGGCUCUGUCAAAUUUAUCAAAAUUGACCUCGAAAACACCCCUCUGGCGAAGCAGCAUAAAGGAUCUUCGCAGGUCGAGCAGGGGGGCGCUAGAGUCACAGAAGUAGAGUAGCUUUAUGGUGCAUAUGCUUUAUUCGUUAAAAAGGGGUAAAUAUGGAGAAUGUCACUUUCAUCUAUUUGAUACAACAUUUCAUGUGCAGAUACUAAUAUAAUACCUAUAUAUGAGCUAGGCUUUUCAAUUAUCCUUAAGAU